UUUUCUGUCCUCUGCUCGCUCAGGCGCGUGCCGUCUGAAGCCAACCAAUCCCCAGGCCCGCUGGCGCGCGCUGGCGUACCAAACCAAUCGCGAGAGGGGUUCGCGCGCGCGCCGGAGGGCUGACCAACUGCGAGAGGGGAUCGCGCGCGCGCCGGCCGCACCCCCUCCUUCCUCCCCCUCCCAUUGGUUCAGCCGCGUUGCCCCUCAGGGCCGGACCUCGACUAGGCCUCGCUGGCAGCCUCGGCCUCGCGUAGUGCCUGGAGCCGGGGGAUGAAGCUGCUGAGCCGGGGUCCUCGUCGCUAGGCGGAGCGCACCUGGGGCGGAAGACGAGGAGGCAGCCGCCGCCACCACCGCCCGCAGCCAUGCCAGCCAAGAGGAAGCUGGUGCCGCCGGCCCUCAACAUCACCCCCACCAUCGUCGAGGGACCAAGCCCCACCGGGGGAGAGGGAGACGGCACCGAAGCACAUCUUGUCGACCUCCAGAAGAAACUGGAAGAACUGGAGCUGGAUGAACAGCAGAAGAAGCGGUUGGAGGCUUUUCUUACUCAGAAGGCCAAAGUUGGAGAGCUGAAAGAUGACGAUUUUGAAAGGAUUUCGGAGCUUGGAGCCGGCAAUGGCGGGGUGGUCACCAAAGUACAACACAAACCCUCAGGGCUUAUCAUGGCAAGGAAGCUGAUCCACUUGGAAAUCAAACCUGCCAUCCGAAAUCAGAUCAUUCGUGAGCUCCAGGUGCUUCAUGAGUGCAACUCUCCAUACAUUGUGGGUUUUUAUGGCGCCUUCUACAGUGAUGGGGAGAUCAGCAUCUGCAUGGAGCACAUGGAUGGAGGCUCCCUAGAUCAGGUUUUGAAAGAAGCCAAGAGAAUUCCAGAAGAAAUCUUGGGAGAAGUCAGCAUAGCGGUUCUGCGUGGAUUGGCUUAUUUACGAGAGAAGCACCAGAUCAUGCACAGAGAUGUGAAACCUUCUAACAUCCUAGUGAAUUCCCGGGGAGAGAUUAAACUCUGCGAUUUUGGGGUCAGCGGUCAGCUCAUCGAUUCAAUGGCAAAUUCCUUUGUGGGCACUCGAUCCUAUAUGUCUCCUGAGCGUUUACAAGGCACCCACUAUUCGGUUCAGUCUGACAUCUGGAGCAUGGGCCUCUCCCUGGUGGAGUUGUCAAUUGGAAGGUAUCCCAUUCCCCCACCAGAUGCCAAGGAACUGGAAGCAAUAUUUGGCCGCCCCCUGGUUGAUGCGGCAGAAGGGGAACCCCACAGUAUCUCGCCACGCCCUAGGCCUCCUGGACGCCCUAUUAGUGGCCACGGGAUGGACAGCCGGCCGGCAAUGGCCAUCUUUGAAUUGCUGGACUACAUUGUCAAUGAGCCGCCGCCUAAGCUGCCGAACGGGGUCUUCACUCAAGACUUCCAGGAGUUUGUAAAUAAAUGCUUAAUUAAGAACCCUGCUGAACGGGCAGACCUGAAGAUGCUGAUGAAUCACGCCUUUAUCAAACGUUCUGAGGUGGAAGAGGUGGAUUUUGCUGGCUGGCUAUGUAAGACGCUGCGGUUGAACCAGCCCAGCACUCCCACCCGCACUGCCAUGUGACCGCCAAGCAAACUGCCUUCUUCUUCUUUUUUUUUCUUUUGUGCACCUGCUUGUCUGCUGUCGUUCGCUGCCCUUCAGCAGAAGAAAGAACUGCCCUUCUUGGCCUGCCCUCCUCCCCCUCUCUCUGCUCCGGAACGGCAAAGCACCAGCGUUUGGAAACCGCCCAAUCAUCCGACAGCAAGAGCAGAAAUCGGCUUGCUUCAUUAAGUUCUUGUUUUGUUGUUGGGUUUCAUUUCUCUGCCCGUAGCCAAGUGUGGCUUGCACUCUGGAGCUUUCUGACUUUAGGGGCAGGGGGAGAAGAAGCCUAUGAUAGUGCUGCUGCUUUUUGUCAGAUUGUGGUGUGGGGUUUGUGGUGGGAGGGGAGAAAAAUGCUGCCAGGGGGCUUUUUGUGUGCUUGCUUCUUGGGUGGGCCUGAGAUGGCUUGCAAAGGGUGCUGCAGGUAGCAAAGGCCUCCCCACAUCGAGGGACAACGGUGGGCAGAUCACCAAGUGAAUGGCAUUUGCAUUGUCAGAGAAAUGGAAGAAGUGGGCCUGGUUACUUCCUUGAAGCCUGCCUGGAGGAGAUAGCAGGAGUGCUGCAAGAUUAAGGAAGUUUGUGUUCAGUGGGCGAAAAGCCAGCAGUAAAUUCCUUCCCAUCCUCCCGCCCUCUCUCUCCCUCUUCCCCUGCCCUGGUUUUUGCAUUUGGUUUCUUACAAGGAAGUUAGAGUGAGAGUGUGUGUGUGUGUAUGCGGGUGUGUGUUGGGGAGGGUGCUUGAGGGUGAAAGUGCCACUCUUUUUGUUUUCUUUUUUAAUUUCCCUGCACCAUGGAAACUGCAUGGUUAUUAGCCCAGCAUCUGUGGGGGCAGGGAGAGGCACAUGUGCUGCUGCUUCUUCUUCAAAGGUGUGAGGUCUUAAAGCCCAUCUCCUUCUAGCUUAGCAAUCAGUCUUGGAAUACUAAAUUUCUGAAAUCCGAUGGCGUACUAAUUUAUUAAAAGGAGGAAGGGGUGGUCUGCAGCCCUUGAGGGGUGGGUAUUGCUUGAGAUGGAAACCAGUAGUAGCAAGCUUUGGGGUCCUGUGACAGUGUGGGGUGUUGUCUGUGCUACCAGCAACAAUAGCCACAGUCUCCCUAUCUCUCCAGUGCAAAGGUCUGGCCAGUUCUGCCUUGAGCCAACAUCUCGUCCGCCUAAUAGAUCUUUGUUCCUGCCUUUUUGCGUUGACAGUGCUGUCUCUGGAUCCCCAGAGUGUGUGAUGCAAUGGCGACACGCACACGCUGCACCUGAUGCUCCUCUGUGUCCUGCUCUAGCUACGGUCUCCACCGCUCAGAGAAGGCUUAAUCUCCGCAGAGGCUGAAGCAGGUGAAAAGUCUUCAGGCUGUUCUGUCUGCUUUAAUCUUCAGUGGGCUCACCAUGUAUGUUCUUGCCUGGCAUUGGUUUGCUGAGCUCUAGAGCAGUUUGUAAGGGACUAAAGUCCCCAGUCCAUUUACAAUAAAAUUUAAAAAACCACCGCAGAAAGAGCAGCAAAAAGGCAGUUGGGUUAUGUUGCUGUUCUUAUUGUUCUUUUGUGCUGCUUUGGAUAUGGGUCCCUCUGCCAUUCAGACAGUGGAGAAGGGAUGGCCGGGCCAUAACGCGUAAUCAGUCGCCGUAACUCCAGGCGGUCAGGAAGCCCCAACUUGGAGGCUGAACCAGAUGGAGUCACUGGGGCUGAAGCAUGGCUUGCUGACCGUGUUGAUCCACUAGCCAUCUCCUUUGGGAGGUUUACACCUCUGAAGCAGGUUGCUUCUUGAAGUGAACUGCACAAAUACGCCUUAUCUCAGUUACAAGUGGAUUGACCAGCGGUUGCCCAACCUUGUGAAAGGCUACCUUGAGUAGCAGCAGCAGCGACUACUAAUGGGUAGCUGCCCUCUGUUCUGUCCAUUUCUCAUCUGGCUAGGAACCUUGCCCCGGGAAUGUCCAGGAGAAGCUCUUUUGAGGGAUGUGGCUGCCUUGAGCUCCCUUUAUCUAGGAAGUAGCAGAGCCUGCCUGUAUCUCUACAGCUGUAAGUGGCAUGGCUGGCUGGCACAGGUGCCAAGUACCGAGAGGAGAGGCCAGCUGAGUGACAGAGCAAGCUUGGCUGCCUCCAGGGACUGGCCAGCUUCUGCUUCCUGAUGGUCCUGGGUGUGAUUUUCCACGAUGACCCUCAGAACUCACUUCUCCACCAAUUCACCCCUUCAGAAUACUCCUGGAGUGUGUUUCUGUAGCAAGAUGGAAAGUGCUGCUUAUCACGGUGGCUUAAUCCUUGGAGCACCAUCUGCAGGGAUGUAGCCCUAGAACAGCCUUGAUCUCUAGGCCUGAGGCCACGUUGCACAGGCUGCGAGAGACACUGCCAAGUCGGCUGGGGAAGUCCUUGUGGCGGUUCUGCGUGUUAAAUCCUACUCGUAGAUACCCCAAAUGAGGAAGAGUGAUUGGUUCUUGUUACCACUGAGGCCUCUCCUGUACAUGUGGCGUCUCUUCUCUGGAAGGAAUCUGUGCGUCAGAACUUCCUAGUCAUUUCACCCCUGGUUGCAGAGCAAGCGGUAAGCCAGCUCCAGCUGUUAAAUUUGGAGCAACAGCAAUGGCGGUGCUCCUUAUUUUCUUUAGUGGCCUGUGAUUGAGUAGGUACAAAGCCUCUCAGUUUCUUCCUAGAGCAACCCAUAAGUUCCUGUUACCCCCUAACUGCUUGUUGCUUCAUUCAGCCUGAAGUAUAGAGGGGGCAAUAAGCAGAACUUUUUGUCUAUACAGUGUGGAUGUUUAGACAAGAGUGCAGUUGUGGGCAGUUCUUUCAAGAGAGAAUGUGAGGGAAAUAAUAUUUAGGGUUGGGGGCGGAUUUGGUUUCCUCCUCCCCCUUUGGUCCAUUUUAUGCUGCUGUUUGUGGUUCAGACAUACUGGAUGUUGGAUGAAAAUUAAAAUAUAAUGGAUUGUGCUCCCCCCCACCCUCUUAUACAUAUUACAAGUGGCUUAACCAUAGAUUUUUUUUUUUUUUAAAUUGAAGGUCUUUAUUUUGAAUCUGUGUUACUUGACUUGAUGUGGUUUCUAAGGCACUCCAACCAGGAGACGGUUGGGAAAAGCUUUAAUGGGUGUGUUUCUCCUCUCUCUCUACACACACUCCCUCACACUCACACUCUUUCUCUCUCACUCACAUUCCCUCAAGCAGGUGGGGAAAGUUGAGGGUUUUUGUUUUUUUUAGCAGAGUCUUUUGGUGGAUUAAAGAAAAUGGGAAGAGGUUCCCUUAGCAAAUCUAUAGGCAGUGUUCAUUUGGGCAGGGAGAGAGGGGACGGUGGCCCUUAGGGACUAAACAGCAUUAGCAUCCUUAUCUCAGAUUAGCAUUUGAGAUGCAUUCUUGCAGCUGGAUCUGUUGCGCAUGGCACUGUCUGGUUUUCCAACAGCUAACCCCCCACCCCCAACCCGACCUUAGGUGCAACUGUUGUUCAUCCAAUGGGGUAACUCUUGAGGAUUUGAAUGUAUAAUAUUCAGUGUUUGAGUUAAAAAGUUGUCAAUGAACCAGUGGGAUCAUGUGAUCAAAUUACUGUAUCUUUUUUCUUUCUUUCUUUCUUUCGACACAAUGCAUAUAUGAGCAGUGAGGCUCUUGCUGGGGGUGUGUGUGCGUGCAGGGGGGAGUGUAUUUUAUGUUUCUCUGCCUCUAUUUAAAUUUUUGAAAAGAAAAUAUUUAGUAAGAUGUUAUACAGUGCAAAGGUUUUUGGAUAUGUUCCUUGCUUCCCCCCCCCCCUUUUUUUUUGGCGCUUUGGGUUUUGGUGGGAGGGAGAAUUUAAGGAGAAUGUGUUGAACAUUUUGAUGGUGCAAUUUUUUUUUAAAGAAAGAAAACUCAAUAUUUUCAUCAUGGGGAGAUAAAAUAAAUGGCACUUUACAUUAA
Molecule: messenger RNA, 5434 nt
Organism: Hemicordylus capensis (graceful crag lizard)
Lineage: Eukaryota; Metazoa; Chordata; Lepidosauria; Squamata; Cordylidae
Gene: MAP2K2
Product: mitogen-activated protein kinase kinase 2
Exons: 11
Coding region: 363-1571 (402 amino acids)
Biological process (GO): protein phosphorylation
Molecular function (GO): protein kinase activity; ATP binding
Source: RefSeq, a predicted model, not a curated record